Molecule: messenger RNA, 1324 nt
Organism: Opisthorchis viverrini
Lineage: Eukaryota; Metazoa; Platyhelminthes; Trematoda; Opisthorchiida; Opisthorchiidae
Exons: 6
Coding region: 1-825 (274 amino acids)
Biological process (GO): negative regulation of transcription by RNA polymerase III
Cellular component (GO): nucleus
Molecular function (GO): RNA polymerase III core binding
Source: RefSeq, a predicted model, not a curated record
AUGAAGCUCCUGGACCAGGUUCAUCUUGAGAGACUGGUAUCAGAACUGAGUGGUGCUAGCAAACGCUAUAAUGUCGAUGUAAGACUUGAAAGUUACUCGUGCAAAAUGGUGUCGGAGGAGAAACGGCAGUUCAAGGAACUUUGUAGUCGGAUUGGCUCAGACAAGCAAGACACAGAAUCUCACCGUCUUGGGUCGUCACAAACACUUCGCGGGUUGUGGGAAAUGACCGGACAAGCAGUCAAUCCUGAGGUGUAUCAGAUGAGUAAUGCCCAAGAACAACCUACGACAGCGGUAGCUCAUCUACCAGCGAAUAGUGGUUCUACCACAGCCAAAAAGCGUUCACGUUCGAAUACUGCGUCAAGUUCUGACGACGGCGCCAGUCCAUCAUCACCAACACGGUAUAAGACCACUGCAUCGGGGCUGUCAGUCAAAGACCUUUUUUGUUUGAUGAGCACGUUGAACAGCUGUUUCGGACCGGAAUACGACUUCCUUUCAGCGCGGAGCGACGAAUUCUGCUUAGAGCCAGAGUUAUGGGUUGUGAAACAUUACAUUUCUCAGUUUUGCUCCGUCUAUGUUGACAAAUACGAAGAAAUCUCCCCUGAACUUUGGAAAACUAUCGAAGACGAGAUCGUCCCUAGUCAAUGUCUAAUCUACAGCUACCGGCCCGAUCAUCUAUCCGACCCAUACAGCUCAGGCUGUUUAGCGUCAUUCAACUAUUUCUUCCACAACAAGUCCCUUCGACGAGUAUUGUUUUUCUCCUUACGGGUGCUGAAUGACCCAUUAUCCGCGGAUGACUUUGAAGAUGAGAUGCAAGACCUAUUUUGAUCCUUUGGUUUCCAGACCAUCUAUGGGAGUUCUCAGUCAAAUUCUCUCUUAUUACUUCUGUGGGUGAAGCUCUCGGAUGACAGACUUCCUCUAUUGCCUUUAUAGGCCUGCUCUCCGACCGAUUUUGUCAGCUUCAAUCCGUACCAUCAAUUCCACCCCACACUCAUAUCCAAUCGUUUGUUUUUCCAACUGAUUCAUCCUUCAGGCAGCUUUCUAAUCCGCCCUAGAAGUCCACUCAUUCGUAAAACAUGUACAUAUAUUCACUGAUCAGACUUUAUUCCUCCAUCCCAUGUUGUUUCAAUCAUCCAGUACACAAAAUAAUUUGAGCAUAUUUAUUUUCGCACACACAUUUGUACAUAGCCACACACGAUUUCACUUAUCACCUUCGAUUAUUAUUAUCACCAUAAUCACUUUGAUAUUCUACCCCGUUUGUUGUUCUUUACGUAAAACACCUUUUUUUCGUAAUAUUUCGUCAAAUACUUUGUUUAUUCUACCGAAU